AUGCACUCUGUCGCUGGUCUGAAUAUUUACUGGCCGUUUACUUUUGCCUUGGACCAAAAUGGAACGCUUUGGAUCACGGAGGUUGAUUUUCUUAAAAGGCCAAGAUACAGGCUUUUGAAGGUUGCAGUCGGCGCAAAAUCAUAUAUCUUCGAUUCCACACCAGAAAGAUGCAGCUUGUCUGUUCCUGAGGAGCAGGAGAGUAUCAUCCUGACAGAAGAAUUGGACCAAUGUCGAAUGUUUAAUAUCAUUCUGAUCUGCUCCAACGUAUUUACCGUCAUCCUGUCGAGUCUAAUCAUUCAUUGGCUCCAUCUGAGACAAAAGAGGAAGAAAUCCCUUUCAAAAAUCACCAACGAAGCCCAGCAAAUGUCCGUUUUGCGUGAAAACCAGGAAGUUCAAAAUGAAAACUCGAGAAUUGUCGCCGCAACUUCCGUUCUGACCGGAUACGAUGACGAAGGGCUGUACGAUGAAGUCAUAUACCACCGGCCCCCUUGCACACCCCCUCCUGUGGAUCCCUACGAGAAGCCGAUAUGCCAUAGCCCGUGCUGUGUGAAGAAAGUAAAAUCAAUGCCGGUGAGGCCGAGGACUUUCGAGGAAUUUGGAGAGGCGCCUCAUGCUCCAGUUGAGUACGACGACGUCGGCCCUGCUGAACCGGAAGAACAGGAUGAUUACGUCGCACCGGCACCUCCCAUAACACCGCAUUGUGAAGAAACCACUUCCGAGUCAGCGCAGUACCUGAAAAUCCUGUCAUAA
This is a messenger RNA of Cloeon dipterum, 750 nucleotides long. RefSeq lists its product as uncharacterized. The coding region runs from base 1 to 750 and encodes 249 amino acids. The record is from RefSeq and is a predicted model, not a curated record. Lineage: Eukaryota; Metazoa; Arthropoda; Insecta; Ephemeroptera; Baetidae. The transcript has 3 exons.